Messenger RNA from Suillus subalutaceus, 1335 nucleotides. RefSeq lists its product as uncharacterized. NCBI's taxonomy places the organism in Eukaryota, Fungi, Basidiomycota, Agaricomycetes, Boletales, Suillaceae. The record is from RefSeq and is a predicted model, not a curated record. The coding region runs from base 1 to 1335 and encodes 444 amino acids. The transcript is spliced from 5 exons.
AUGACAGUCCUGCAACCAGAUGCACCCAUGCAUGAGGUCCGCAAGGCACUCGAAAUAGCCCAGCAAGCAUAUAGCACAGCACAACUCAAGCUACGAACUCUCAAGAAAGAAUACGCAGUGCUCCAUGCUGCUAUACCUGCAUGCAGCCGUAACAAAGUCUUCAAGAAGACAUCGGCUCUUGACAGCCAGAUCACACGUGCAGGCAAGAAGUAUGCGAUGUUCCACUAUUUCUGGGUCAUGAAUGGACUCUUCCUGACAACUCCCAAGCCAAACGUUGACCCGCGCAGUGACACACGUUGGGCCUCACCAGAGGCGAAGCUCAAUGGCGCCAUGGCUGAGUUGUACCAGUGUGUACCGAAGUCAUUACACAAAUCGAUGGAGACUUACUUGCAGUUUGGACCGCUGUUUCGUGCUGCCAUCAGCUCUGAAAGGUCGAACAUACUUCACAGCCUCAAGGACUGCGCAGGCUUAAUUUUCUCCAGUCUGAAGCUCGAUCCGACUGUCUUGACUGCUGGGCCUACUGAAAAGAAGGAGAAUGAGCAGCUUCUCGGACUUUUAAAGAAGCAUGGUGAGGAUGAGUAUAUGCGUCUGGCCCUCGUCCUGUUCACAAAUCCCUCUGUGAUUGUUCCGGACGACUUCCUCAAAACACUCAUCAUGGUCAAAAUUAUCUGUGUUGAGAUAUUUGGGAAGGCUUCGCUCUCUGGGAAAACAAAGGGACACCCAAAGGCUAGGGGUCAACAUUGGGACACACAGUGCAUAACCGAAGGUCUUAUUGCAGGUGCUGCGAUUGUGCUCAUGGCAACUGGAUCAAGCACAAUGAUUGAAUAUGGGCAAGACUAUGACUUUUACUUGGAACGGCUGUUCAAGCGCAGCCCAUGGGCUAUUGGCAUGAUGGACUACUACAAUAGAGAAGUCUUUGGUGCAAGUUCAGUUCUAGCAAGCGCUUCAGCCCUUUCAUCCACCUCUCAACCUCGUACCUGGGAAGAUGAUUUUUUGCAGCAAUUAGAAGCUCCUGCUUCUGCUCCUGCUCCUGCAUUACCUCCUGUUCCUGUAUCCGCUGCACCUCCGGUUCAUGCUCCCACACUCACAGGUUUCACCAAUGUACCUGCCUCCAAUCACCCCAAUACCAUGUCCAUUAGCCAACGAGAGAUCGUCCCCGCCACCACUCAGCUUGACGCUGAUAUUGGCCUGCUGUCACUGGGAAAUGACACUGAUUCAGAGCCAUCUGCAUCAAGUGGUCGCAGAUUACCUGUUGCUCCACAGUGUGCUCAACCAUCAAUGGACCCGGAUGUAGCUCCAGUCACUCCAUUGGCCCCUCCACCAGCAGUCAAAUGA